Nicotiana tabacum (common tobacco) is the source of this 2019-nucleotide messenger RNA. RefSeq names its product protein KINESIN LIGHT CHAIN-RELATED 1. Lineage: Eukaryota; Viridiplantae; Streptophyta; Magnoliopsida; Solanales; Solanaceae. The record is from RefSeq and is a predicted model, not a curated record. Gene Ontology annotation, molecular function: protein binding.
CAGAAAUUUAGCUUAAACAAUGCCGGGAAUAGUUUCAGUCAAAACGCCACCGGAGGCUCAGCCGUUGAGAAUAUCAGUUCCGGAUGAGUCCAACGGGCGGGUCGGAGCAAGUUCGGAGAGAUCCGAACCCGUUAACCCGAAGAGUAACUCUCCUGCGCCGCGAAGACCUCCUUCACCGUCGCCUUCAACUUCACGCGCCAAGCCGUCACCAGAUCGGAGCUCAGGAAAGAAGAAAUCGCCACCAGAGAAGAUUGUCAUCGACGAGUCGUCUCUUGACAAUCCCGAUCUAGGACCGUUCCUGUUGAAGUUAGCGCGUGACACGAUUGCCUCCGGCGAGGGACCGAACAAGGCGCUAGAUUACGCUCUACGCGCUGCGAAGUCGUUUGAGAAAUGCGCGAUUGACGGCGAGCCGAGUUUGGAUCUGGCGAUGAGCCUCCACGUCGUGGCGGCUAUAUACUGUAGUCUCGGGAGGUUCGAGGAGGCGAUUCCGGUGCUAGAAAGGGCGAUUAAAGUGCCAGAAGUCUCAAAAGGUGCAGAUCACGCGCUCGCGGCGUUCUCAGGGUAUAUGCAGCUCGGUGAUACUCAUUCUAUGCUUGGACAGUUAGAUCGGUCGAUUGAAUGUUACAAAGAUGGUUUGAAAAUACAGAUGGAAGCUUUAGGAGAUACAGAUCCGAGAGUGGCUGAGACUUGCAGGUACUUGGCCGAAGCCCAUGUUCAGGCAAUGCAAUUUGAUGAAGCCGAGAAUUUGUGCAAGAAAACACUGGAAAUCCAUCGUGUACACAGCCCACCUGCUUCUCUUGAAGAGGCAGCUGAUCGUCGUUUAAUGGCUCUCAUAUGUGAGGCUAAAGGCGAUUAUGAGUCAGCCCUUGAACACCUUGUACUUGCAAGCAUGGCUAUGAUCGCCAAUGGACAGGAAAACGAGGUUGCAGCUAUUGAUGUUAGUAUUGGGAACAUCUACUUGUCUCUGUCUCGCUUUGAUGAGGCUGUCUUCUCCUAUCAGAAGGCACUUACUGUUUUCAAAUCAUCUAAGGGAGACAACCAUCCUUCAGUUGCAUCUGUCUUUGUAAGGCUGGCUGACCUAUAUUAUAAGACAGGAAAACUGAGGGAAUCCAGAUCCUAUUGUGAAAAUGCUCUAAGAAUAUAUGCAAAACCUGUGCCUGGAACAACUGCAGAAGAGAUUGCUUGUGGAUUGACGGAAAUUUCAGCUAUUUAUGAGUUAUUUAAUGAACCUGAGGAGGCACUGAAACUCCUUCUGAAGGCAAUGAAACUUUUGGAGGAUAAACCAGGGCAGCAAAGUACGAUUGCUGGCAUUGAAGCACGGAUGGGUGUUAUGUUCUAUAUGGUGGGAAGAUAUGAAGAGGCACACAGUUCCUUUGAAAAUGCUGUAGCAAAACUUAGAGCUGGGGGUGAGAGGAAGUCAGCCUUCUUUGGGGUUGUUUUGAAUCAGAUGGGAUUGUCUUCUGUUCAAUUGUUCAAAAUAGACGAGGCUGCUGAAUUAUUUGAAGAAGCAAGACAAAUUCUGGAACAGGAGUGUGGUCCUUGUCAUCAAGAUACUCUUGGUGUGUACAGCAAUCUUGCAGCAACUUAUGAUGCAUUGGGAAGAGUUGAUGAUGCCAUUGAGAUUUUGGAGUAUGUUCUUAAAUUGAGAGAAGAGAAACUUGGAACUGCAAAUCCUGAUUUUGAUGAUGAGAAGAAAAGGCUGGCCGAAUUAUUGAAAGAAGCAGGCAAAUCUCGCAACAAAAAUGCGAAGUCCUUGGAGAACCUUAUCGAUCCCAAUUCUAAAAGAACAAAGAAGGAGCCGUCGAGGAAGUGGUCUGCCUUUGGGUUUAGGAGUUGAUUGUUAAUUCGGAUGCAUUUUAUGUAACAUAGGAGAUCAUGUAUAGAGCUAAUCUGUAAUUUGUGAGGCAUGUUGUUUGUUUGCCAUUUGAAUUGCCAUUGAUGUUCAUUUUCAGCGUUGUUCAAUUGGUUAUUGUUUUGUGAUUUAAAAGAUGUUUCUGCCAAGACUAUAAUUCUGCUUUU